UCUUUGCAAGCCUCACCAAGAUGAAAUUACAAGGCCAAGAGGAAUAUGAAGCUUCCAGUGCUCAUGAAAAUGUUUCUGCAGGGGAGCUGGAGAGUGACCAUGGCCCUAGCCACAGCCCUGGCAGCUCUUCAGAGACAGACAGCAGAGAACUGGGGGUAUGCACAGACCCUCCACUCUUCAUUCAGCUGAAUGAGCUGCUGGGCUGGCCCGAGGCACUGGAGUGGAGAGAGACGGGCAGGUGGAUGCUGUUUGAGGAGAAGUUGGAGGUGGAUGCAGGGCGGUGGAGUGCUCCCCAUGUGCCAACCCUGGCACUUCCCAGCCUUCAGCAUCUCCGCAGCCUGCUGGUCAAGGGCCUCGUACUGCUGGACUGUCCAGCUCGGAACCUUCUGGAGCUUGUGGAGCAGGUAAUCAGAGUGGAGUCAUUGAGUCCAGAGCUGAGAGGGCAGCUGCAGGCUUUGCUGUUGCAAAGACCCCAGCAUCACAUCCAGACCAGGACCUGGCCCUGCUGGGGAUCUACUCCUCCAAAAAAGGUACCUCACAAUGAAAAUGUGCCUCUGAAGGAACAGCAUCAGAAUCCUCUGAGACAGAAGCUGCCUCCAGAGGCUGAGGUAGCCACUGUGCUGGCAGGAGAGCUGGGCUUCCUGCCUCAGCCACUGGGGGCCUUUGUGCGACUGCGGGAUCCGGUGGUGUUGGGGACGCUCACUGAGGUGCCCCUCCCCAGCAGGUUUUUCUGCCUGCUUCUGGGCCCUGCCAUGCCGGGAAGGGGCUAUCAUGAGAUGGGUCGAGCAGCCGCUGUCCUCCUCAGUGACCCGCAGUUCCAGUGGUCAGUUCGUCGGGCUAGUAACCUUCAUGACCUUCUGGCAGCCCUGGAUGCCUUCCUAGAGGAGGUGACAGUGCUCCCCCCAGGUCGGUGGGACCCAACAGCCCGGAUUCUCCCACCCAAAUGCCUGUCCUCUCAGCACAAAAGGUCACUCUCGCGAAAGCGGGAGGUGGAGGGCUUUUCCACCCGGCGCAUGGCCGGGGCAGAGGAUAGACGUGGCCCUGGGCCCCAAGUGCCCUGUCCGGAGUUGCAGCGGACCGGUCGGCUGUUUGGGGGUCUUGUCCAGGAUGUGAACCGGAAAGCUUCGUGGUACACUACCGAUUUCUUGGACGCCCUGCACCCUCAGUGCUUCUCAGCAGUGCUCUACAUUUACCUGGCUACUGUCACCAACGCCAUUACUUUUGGGGGUCUGCUGGGAGAUGCCACUGAUGGUGCCCAGGGAGUGCUGGAAAGUUUCCUGGGAACUGCGGUGGCUGGAGCUGCCUUCUGCCUGCUGGCAGGCCAGCCGCUCACCAUCCUCAGCAGCACUGGGCCAGUGCUGGUCUUUGAGCGCCUGCUUUUCUCUUUCAGCAGAGAUCACAACCUGGACUACUUGCCCUUCCGCCUGUGGGUGGGCAUCUGGGUGGCCACCUUUUGCCUGGUGCUGGUGGCCACAGAGGCCAGUGUGUUGGUGCGCUACUUCACCCGCUUCACGGAGGAAGGUUUCUGUGCCCUCAUCAGUUUCAUCUUCAUCUAUGAUGCCCUGGGCAAAAUGGUGAAUUUGACCCAUGCCUAUCCCAUCCAAAGACCUGGGUUCCCUGGCUACGGUUGCUUCUGUCAAUACCCAGACCCACAAGGAAAUGAGUCUCAAUGGGCAACAACAAAGCAAAAGAACAGAGAUGACAUCUUAAGCAUGGACCUAGGCCUGGUCAAUGCAUCUUUGCUGCCUCCAUCUGAGUGCACCCAACAGGGAGGCCAACCUCGUGGCCCUGGCUGUCACACAGUCCCAGACAUUGCCUUCUUCUCCCUUCUGCUCUUCCUUACCUCCUUCUUCUUUGCUACGGCCUUCAAGCAUGUAAAGACAAGUUCCUUCUUCCCCUCUGUGGUGCGGAAGGUGCUCAGCGACUUCUCCUCAGUUUUGGCCAUUCUGCUGGGCUGUGGCCUUGAUGCAUUCCUGGGCCUAGCUACACCGAAGCUCACGGUGCCUACAGAGUUCAAGCCCACACUCCCUGGGCGUGGCUGGCUGGUAUCACCUUUUGGAGCCAACCCCUGGUGGUUGAGUGUGGCAGCUGCCCUGCCUGCCCUGCUGCUGACUAUCCUCAUCUUCAUGGACCAGCAGAUCACAGCAGUCAUCCUCAACCGUGCAGAAUAUAAGCUGCAGAAAGGAGCUGGCUUCCAUUUGGACCUCUUCUGUGUGGCAGUGCUGAUUCUGCUCACAUCAGCACUUGGGCUGCCCUGGUACGUCUCAGCCACAGUCAUCUCCCUGGCCCACAUGGACAGUCUUCGGAGAGAAAGCAGAGUGUGUGCCCCUGGGGAGGCCCCCAGUUUCCUGGGCAUCAGGGAACAGAGGCUGACAGGCCUAGUGGUGUUCAUUCUGACAGGCUUCUCCAUCUUCCUGGCACCUGUACUCAAGUUCAUCCCAAUGCCUGUGCUAUAUGGAAUCUUUCUGUACAUGGGGGUUGCAGCACUUAGCAGCAUCCAGUUUGUGAAGAGAGUGCAGCUACUGUUGAUGCCAGCAAAACACCAGCCAGACCUGAUGCUCUUGCGGCAUGUGCCUCUGAACAGAGUACACCUCUUCACUGCCAUCCAGCUUGUCUGCCUAGGUCUGCUUUGGAUAAUAAAGUCUACGCCUGCAGCCAUCAUCUUCCCCCUUAUGUUGCUGGGCUUGGUGGGUGUCCGAAAGGCACUAGAGUGGUUCUUCUCGCCACAGGAACUCCUCUGGCUGGAUGAGCUCAUGCCAGAGGAGGAAAGGAGUAUUUCUGAGAAGGGACUAGAGCCAGAGCAAUCAUUUGGUGGAGAUGAAAGCCAAGAUUCAGAGCUGAUGUAUCAACCAAAAGUUCCAGAAAUCAACAUCUCUGUGAAUUAGUUGGAGCAAGAGUCUGGGAGUGGAGACCUUACAAAACAGACCAUGAGGUGAGAGUAUAAGGCAAGUUAGUACUUCUGGUAUUGAGAAUGCAGAGGUGUGGACUCAGACCUUGGAAAACGCCUGCAUACUGACCAGCUGUUUCCUCUUCAUACUCCAGUUCCUUCUGAACCCUAGAGCUGGGGAGGAAAUAGAAAGGUCUACUCAGAAGGAAGAAUGAAAUAGGCAGGGUACCUAGGCUUGACUCCCUGCCAUUCUGAGAUCACCAGUAGAGGGAGCGCCCGCUCACACCAAACAGGAUGGUGAGAUGAGGGCAGAGAAGAGGAUGGCAGGGAAGAGCAAUGACAAAGAAAUGCACAGGAAAGAAGGGAGGGCAUAAAUCUCUGCUCUUUUCCCUUACCCAGGAGGUUCCUUUUAGGCUGCUGUGAACCACAAUGUAGACAAGUGGAGGGAUUCUUUAUCCCUUGCCCUCUCUACCUUUCAUUUUAUGUAGCAUUUUUCUGAGGUAUAUUAGAUAUACCUAUUAUAGAGUUUUUAGGCACUAUAGAUGCAGUAGUGAGUAGAAAAACCAUAGCCUCUGACCUUGGGAAGCUUAAAUCCCUUGGGAGAGUGAGACAGACAAAUAGGCAAAUCUUGGUGGGAUAGUGCCAGAUAAGGGAAGCAUGGGGGAGCAGAGAAACCUCUAACCCCUUUUCAGAGAAUAGUAAAGGUGGGAUGCUUGAGGCAAAGGAAAGUGUCUAACAGGCAGUGGCCCAUAAUCUGAACAAUGAAUAACAGCUAGUGAAUACAAGGUGGAGGGAAAUAUGUUCUAUGCAGAAGUUGUAGCAUGUACCAUUAUGUGGAAUUGUUUGCUUUUGAUAAGCUUAACCCUUUGUUUGGGCCCCAAAACACUCUCCUCUCCAUGCCUAUACAAGUUCAAGAAUGCAAGAGUCCCUACUACCUGCAAUGGAAAGUUGGCACUAGAGAGAGAAAAAGUAAUUCGAUGGUUGGCCUGGAGCAAGAUUCUCUAGGCUUUCCUUAGCACCUAGUACUCCUUUGCUCUGUUCUUUGCUUUAUUUUGUCCCUGAGCACUUGCUCUGGCCUCAUGGUGUCUUCUCUCAGUUUGCAGGUGUUUACUCAGAAAGUUAGGACAUAGUUCGCCUUUGACUUAGUUGCUAGAUGCUCUUGGCUGAGGACCUGAAACAAUUGCAUAGAACUGAAGGACAGCUGGCAAAGACCCCAGUUACCUCCUGAGCUGGGAGUGGUGGGAGUGGCCAGGAGCAAGUAGGAAAGACUGGUGAGCCAGAGGGACUGACCAGUCCUUCUUCACUCACUCUCUGCCCAUUAA
Messenger RNA from Octodon degus (degu), 4209 nucleotides. It is a transcript of the gene Slc4a9, whose product is annotated as solute carrier family 4 member 9. Gene Ontology annotation, biological process: transmembrane transport; regulation of intracellular pH; monoatomic anion transport. The record is from RefSeq and is a predicted model, not a curated record. Lineage: Eukaryota; Metazoa; Chordata; Mammalia; Rodentia; Octodontidae. The coding region runs from base 21 to 2885 and encodes 954 amino acids. Gene Ontology annotation, cellular component: basolateral plasma membrane; plasma membrane. The transcript is spliced from 21 exons. Gene Ontology annotation, molecular function: sodium:bicarbonate symporter activity; solute:inorganic anion antiporter activity; monoatomic anion transmembrane transporter activity.